UCCUCUGUUCUAGGCUGCAAAUGCACAUCUACUUUUGUUUCAGGGAGGUGCUUUCCAAAGUAAUGAUAUAAGAUUAAUGGCCUGUCCUAAAACAGCCCUUCUAAAGAGAUAAAGGCAAAAAAUCCUUCUAAUGUAAUUCAAUUCCUUUUUCCCCUUUCUUUUCCUCGAAAAAGAUGGGAGGAAUUUUAAGAAAAUGCCCAGGACAAUCCCCAUCUAUGAAUCAAAAGAAAACAUGUAACAAGUGAAAUUUCACUUACGCCAAUUAUUUUCUAAGUAGCUUUAUUAUUUAACCUUUGCCACAUUUAUCCUGAGGUACCUUAACUUUUUUAAGCCAAUUAUUUUCCAGUGUCAAUAACUUUCACUGUUCACAAAGGAAGAGUUCAUCAGCUAUGAAAGCAUAGGCUUGAGCCCUGCAAAUGGAGAUGUCUUUUGCAAUUGACAGGAAUUUAUAUAAAGUUGUAUUUUAUAACUGAUGUACCAGUUCUCAUCAAGGAGACGAGAUGAUUUGCAAGAUGUUCUUUCUUGUUAGUAAAUCUUCAUGCCGCUUUGUACCUGGGCUUCACUGACGAGGCAAAGCCAUAAAAGGCCCCUUUCAGCUUGUAAUUGGGCUAGGCCUGUUUCUUGAUCCAUUUGAUGGUCAUCGUCCCGAUUGCGCUAGCUCACAUCCAUGGUCGCAAAGCUUGAGUUUGAGCGCCAGCCUGCGGAAAUCAUCAGUGGGAAAGGAGUGAUUGGUUAUAGAGAAGACGCGGAAGAUUUGAGAAAAAAGCCAAGAAACAGAGUAAUGGCAGGGAGAUUGAGCAACGUGGCAUCACGGAUCAUGGGAGGAAACGGCGUCGUAGGUCGCUCCGUCGCUGCCUCCCUUCGUCUUCGCUCCGGCAUGGGCCUCCCCGUCGGCAAACACAUCGUUCCUGAGAAACCUCUUCCAGUAAAUGAUGAACUGGUUUGGGACAAUGGAACUCCGUUUCCUGAGCCUUGUAUUGAUCGCAUUGCUGAUACCGUUGGAAAGUAUGAGGCGUUGGCUUGGAUGUGUGGAGGUUUGGGCUUUUUCGCGACACUGGGACUAUUAGCUGCGUGGAAUGACAAAGCUUCUAAGAUACCAUAUGACUCUGUAAUCUCAAUGUAUUUUCUCGAAUCUCUGGAGGAUUUGAAAGGUAACAGCCUCAAGGGCGCUACAGCAAAUUCUGUAUGAUCAUGCAAGAGCAUCGAAGUCGGAAGCUUUAAAGUUCAACCUCAAUCAAGCGCUAGCUUAAUCUCAUGUUUUCCCUUCAUCCUUUCCACCAUUGUCACCAGUAGCAUUGAUUCAAGAGGAGGGCUGAAGCCUCAAUCCCUACACUUCCUUUCUCCUCUUCUUCAGCCUCUUUUAUUCCUUGGGCCAUUUUACUUGUGGAUCCAUGGUAAGAGGUCCCAUGCCUGGUCUAAUUGCAUCAUGAAGUCUUGAUGAUC
This is a messenger RNA of Manihot esculenta (cassava), 1443 nucleotides long. Its product is annotated as NADH dehydrogenase [ubiquinone] 1 beta subcomplex subunit 8, mitochondrial. The record is from RefSeq and is a predicted model, not a curated record. The coding region runs from base 668 to 1189 and encodes 173 amino acids. The transcript has 4 exons. Lineage: Eukaryota; Viridiplantae; Streptophyta; Magnoliopsida; Malpighiales; Euphorbiaceae.